This is a messenger RNA of Solanum pennellii, 486 nucleotides long. RefSeq names its product LOB domain-containing protein 24-like. Lineage: Eukaryota; Viridiplantae; Streptophyta; Magnoliopsida; Solanales; Solanaceae. The transcript has 2 exons. Bases 1 to 486 code for a protein of 161 amino acids. The record is from RefSeq and is a predicted model, not a curated record.
AUGAAUGAUGCAGGUGCAAGGGGUAAAUGUGCAGCAUGUAAGUACCAAAGAAAACGAUGUCAAGAGAAUUGUCCGUUAGCUCCAUUUUUUCCAUCCAAUAAAUUUGAGGAUUUCAAAAAUGUUAAUCGACUUUACAAAGUAAGAACUAUCAUAGAGAUGCUUAAUUCUGUUGCUGACAAUGAGAAAAAGGCAAAAAUGGUUGAAACCCUAAUUUUAGAGGCUAAGAUUAGAUCUGAAAAUCCUGUGUACGGGAGCAUUGCCAUUCAAAAUAAAUUGAGGUUACAAAUUGAAGAAACUAUGAAGGAGAUUGAUUUAGUGAAGAAAACAACCGAUUAUUUCAAAGAAUUGCGUAAAAGAGCAUUCUGCCCCAAGGUUUUCAAGUACAACUUUGUUGUGUACCUCGAUAAAGUUCACACUCCAACGAAUUUGGGGCAGGAUAACGUUUUCCAAGCAAUCAACAGAUUUUUAGGGGCAUUAACAUAUUAA